UGACGGGAAGAUGGCGGCGGCGGGUGGCCCGGCGGGGAAGGGGCGCGACAUCAGCCUGGCGGCCCUGCGGCGCCACGACCCCUACAUCAGCCGCAUUGUGGACGUGGCCAGCCAGGUCGCCCUGUACACCUUCGGCCACCGGGCCAACGAGUGGGAAAAGACUGAUGUGGAGGGAACCUUAUUUGUUUACACAAGGUCCGCGUCUCCGAAGCACGGCUUCACCAUCAUGAACAGGCUGAGCAUGGAGAACAGGACAGAGCCCAUCACCAAAGACCUGGACUUCCUGCUACAGGACCCCUUCCUUCUCUACAGAAAUGCCAGAUUGUCCAUCUAUGGAAUUUGGUUUUAUGACAAGGAAGAGUGCCAAAGAAUUGCAGAGCUGAUGAAGAACCUCACUCAGUACGAACAGCUGAAAGCCCACCAUGGAGCGGGAGCUGGGGCCUCGCCUGUGAGCCUUGGCUCAGGAGAGGGCAAGGAGGCCGACAUCUUGCGGAUGCUGACCAAGGCCAAAGACGAGUACACGAAGUGUAAAACCUGCUCUGAGCCCAAACAGAUCAGCAGCUCGUCUGCCAUCCACGACAACCCCAACCUCAUCAAGCCGAUUCCAGUGAAACCCAGUGGGAGCCGGCAGCAGCGGGGCCCUCGGCCCAACCAGACCUCAGACCCGGAACCCCAGCACCUGUCCUUGAUGGCACUCUUUGGGAAGCAGGACAAAGCCCCGUGUCAGGAGGCCACAGGGCCUCCCCAGACCCUCCCCCUGCAGCUGCAGCAGCCAGAGACACUCCCAACGCGGCAGGGGGUCGUCCGAUCCCUAUCCUAUGAGGAGCCCCGGAGACCCUCUCCCCCCAUCGACAAGCAGCUCUGCCCUGCCAUUCAAAAGCUCAUGAUCAGGAGCGUGGACCUACAGCCUCUGGCAGAGCUGCCAGAGAACCGGCCCUGCACAGGCGCCCUCAGGACAGCCUGCGCUGGGCCUGCCCGGACAGGGUCUCCCUGCAGCCGCGCACUCGCAGCCCCCGGGACUCAGAACCCGCUCCCACUGCAGAGCAUCCCCGGGGCCGAGAACAGGUGUGAGCCCGGGGCGCCAGCACCUGCCAGCUCGGCCACCACCCACGCGGCCCCGGCCCAGCCCACCUGUCUCAGCAGUGCCCUCCCGCCCCAGACUCCAGGGCCCCGGGCCCUCCCCAGACCGGCACUCCCUGGCCCCAGCCCUGGCCAUCAGCCAGUGGGGCCAGGCGAGGUCUCCCCACGGGAGCUGCUGCGGAGGCUCCAGGCGGUACAACAGGACCAGCAGCUGCCUGUGCCCGGCCGCCCGGCCCUGGCGGCCAAGUUCCCCGCGGCCACCCCGAGCACCCGAGCACGGAACCCCCUGGAGCCCUGGAGGGACCCAGCCCCCAGCACAGAGCAGCCGGCUCCCCUCCUUCAGGUCCUCUCGCCCCAGCGCAUCCCGGCCACUGUGACCCCGUCUCCACUCAUGUCACCCCUGGUGUUUGCGCAGCCCAGCUGGGCCCCGCUGCAGGAGAGGAGCCGUGCGCCCUUACCCCCAGGAAACCAGGACCCUGCUGCCAUCCCCACCGGCCUCCUCCUGCCCCUGCGGACUCCCGAGCCCCCGGGGACCCCCGGCAGCGCCCUGAGCAAGCCGCAGCUCCAGGAGGCCCUGCUGCACCUCAUCCAGAAUGACGACAACUUCUUGAAUAUCAUCUAUGAGGCUUAUCUCUUCAGCUUGACACAAGCGGCCGUAAAGAAGACUCUGUGAAAGCAAGACGUUUCAAAACCCAUGUCUGAGGCCCUCCGGCUCAAGGCUCUUUCUUGUCAAAUGUUGUUUCCCUAAAUGUUUCUGCCUUUUUUUACAAAAAAAAAAAAAAAGGAUGUAUAAUAUGAAGUAAAAUGUUUCAGACUUUUUCA
This is a messenger RNA of Odocoileus virginianus texanus, 1902 nucleotides long. RefSeq names its product decapping mRNA 1B (gene DCP1B). Gene Ontology annotation, molecular function: enzyme activator activity; mRNA binding. The record is from RefSeq and is a predicted model, not a curated record. Gene Ontology annotation, cellular component: P-body. Gene Ontology annotation, biological process: deadenylation-dependent decapping of nuclear-transcribed mRNA; deadenylation-independent decapping of nuclear-transcribed mRNA; positive regulation of catalytic activity. Lineage: Eukaryota; Metazoa; Chordata; Mammalia; Artiodactyla; Cervidae.